GCCGCUGUCGGUCGCGCGGGCCGGUCGUGUGGACACCGUCGUGUCGCGGGCGCUUGCCGCGGGCCACAGCGCAGCGCCGAGACCGUCAGCCCCGCGGCGUCGAGCAUGGACUUCGAGGACGAUUACGUGCACUCUACUUGCAGGAGUGCUUAUCAGGACUUUAACGGAAUGGAUCGUGAUUAUGGCCCUGGAUCUUACGGAGGGCUGGAUCGUGACUAUGGCCAUGGAUCCUAUGGGGGUCAGAGAUCCAUGGAUUCCUACCUAAACCAGUCCUAUGGCAUGGACAGUCACAGUGGUGGUGGUGGGGGUAGCAGGUUUGGACCUUAUGAGUCUUACGACUCCAGGUCUUCUCUGGGUGGGCGAGAUCUGUACAGAUCUGGCUAUGGUUUUAAUGAACCCGAACAAACCCGCUUCGGAGGUAGUUAUGGUGGUCGAUUUGAGAGCUCCUACCGGAAUAGCCUUGACUCUUUCGGAGGUAGAAACCAGGGCGGGUCUAGCUGGGAAGCACCUUACUCCCGUUCAAAAUUGAGGCCUGGGUUUAUGGAGGACAGAGGAAGAGAGAAUUACUCUUCCUACAGCAGUUUUUCUUCACCCCAUAUGAAGCCUGCACCUGUAGGCUCUCGGGGGAGAGGAACGCCUGCUUAUCCUGAAAGUACGUUUGGAAGCAGAAACUAUGAUGCUUUUGGAGGACCAUCAACAGGCAGAGGCCGAGGCCGAGGACAUAUGGGUGAUUUUGGAGGCUUCCAUAGACCUGGAAUUAUUGUUGACUAUCAAAACAAACCUGCCAAUGUGACGAUUGCUACUGCAAGAGGAAUAAAAAGAAAAAUGAUGCAAAUAUUUAUUAAGCCCGGGGGAGCCUUUAUCAAGAAACCUAAGCUAGCAAAACCUAUGGAUAAGAUGAACCUCAGCAAAUCGCCUACAAAAACUGAUCCUAAAAAUGAAGAAGAAGAAAAGCGGCGAAUUGAGGCUCGGAGAGAGAAGCAAAGACGUAGGCGAGAGAAAAACAGUGAGAAAUACGGAGAUGGAUACAGAAUGGCAUUCACAUGUUCAUUUUGUAAAUUUCGCACCUUUGAAGAAAAAGAUAUUGAACUGCAUCUCGAAAGUUCUUCACACCAGGAAACAUUAGAUCAUAUUCAGAAACAAACCAAAUUUGAUAAAGUAGUUAUGGAGUUUUUACAUGAAUGUAUGGUGAAUAAAUUUAAAAAAGCAUCUAUUCGUAAGCAACAGACACUUAAUCACCCAGAAGCUUACAAAAUAAUUGAAAAAGAUAUUAUGGAAGGUGUUACUGCGGACGAUCACAUGAUGAAAGUGGAGACUGUCCACUGUAGUGCUUGUAGCGUGUACAUCCCUGCUUUACACAGCUCAGUUCAGCUGCACCUGAAGUCUUCUGACCAUGGCAAAGGGAAGCAGGCAUAUAAGGAACAGAUAAAGAGGGAGAGUGUGCUGACUGCUACAAGCAUCUUAAACAACCCAAUCGUGAAGGCACGCUAUGAGCGGUUUGUUAAGGGAGAGAAUCCUUUUGAAAUUCAAGACCAUGCUCAGGAUCAGCAGAUAGAAGGAGAUGAAGAGGACGAAGAGAAGAUUGAUGAACCCGUCGAAGAAGAGGAUGAUGAUGAGGAGGAAGAGGAGGAGGAAGAGGAAGGAGAGGAAGGGGGAGAAGCUGGAUCUGUGGAGGAAGAAGGGGAUGUGGAGGGAGAGGAGAACACAGCAGCAGCAGGGGAAGCUGCUCCAGUGGGAGAAACAGAAGAAGCAAGGGAGGCAGAGGAGGAAGAGGAGGAGGAGGAGGAGGAGGGGACGGAGGAUUUUGCUGCCCAGGCCUGUGCUACUGAGCAGCGUGAGCACAGUCAGAUAUAGUCGCACACUUCACCGUAGGAAAUGGAAGAUGCUGAGUAGCUUCUGAUAUGAGUUGACACCAUGUUGCAUGCAUUCCACAUAUUAAAGUCUGUUUUAUAUAAUUUUUAAAUGUUUGGCACUUGUUUAAUAAAAUGAAGUUAAGAUGAUUUCAGUUUAGUUUUUCUAGAUACCAAACCUAGAUAUGAUAAAUUGUUGGUAUGAUUUUUAAGCUUAGUUUCUACUACCUUACUGGUGUUGAGGAUUCUAGCUGUGUGUCGCUCCUCUGCCCACUGUAAUCAUUUGAACUUAAAUGCUGCUCUUGGGCGUGAGUCUUUAGUGUGCAUUCAGUUUUUGAAUACUGACUCUAGAUUGAUUGGAGAAGUAUUUUGUUCUGAUUUGAGUAUUUUUUUUUACAUUGAAUAGCAGUUAGCAUUAAGAUGGCUUAAAGGAUUUUGUGUACAGUUCCCUUUGUAGCAAUAAAAUGUGUUCUUUUGUUUUUAAACAAGAACUUUCUCCUUUGAUUGCAAUUUAAACAUUUCAUCAAUUAAAUGAGUAUUUAAAAAUCAGUAUCUGCCUUAAUGUAUGAGUUUAGCUCACAAGAAUUUCAAGUGAUUGAGAAGACUUGAAUUAAAACAUUUUCCUCGGUCAUAUUUUUAAAAAGUGUGACUACUGUCUAUUUUCUAACACAUUCAGAGGUCGGUAUGUAACUGACCUUACUUAUACUAGCUUUAGUUUGUUCUUUUCUCUGUGCCUAUGUCAAACCUUGGAAUCUUCCUCAAAAUACAAUUUAAUACAAAUAA
Grammomys surdaster is the source of this 2633-nucleotide messenger RNA. It is a transcript of the gene Znf326, whose product is annotated as zinc finger protein 326. The record is from RefSeq and is a predicted model, not a curated record. Gene Ontology annotation, molecular function: DNA binding. Gene Ontology annotation, cellular component: DBIRD complex; nucleus. The coding region runs from base 106 to 1854 and encodes 582 amino acids. The transcript is spliced from 13 exons. NCBI's taxonomy places the organism in Eukaryota, Metazoa, Chordata, Mammalia, Rodentia, Muridae. Gene Ontology annotation, biological process: regulation of DNA-templated transcription elongation.